AUGGCCCGGCUGCCCCUGCCGUCCCUCCUCUGCACGCUGGCCGCCCUCAGCCUCAGCCUGCUGGCCGCCGAGCUCAAGGCGAAAAGUUGCCUGGAAGUGCUUCAGGUCUACGUCUCCAAGGGCUUCAACAAAAACGAUGCGCCCAGUAACGAGAUCAACGGUGAUCAUCUGAAGAUCUGUGCUCGAGGUUACACGUGCUGCUCUCAGGCAAUGGAGGAGAAGUACCGCCAGCAGAGCAAAGAGGACUUUCGCACUGCUGUUGGAGAGCACUGCAGCGCUCUGCAGAACAUGUUCGCUUCCCGAUAUGAAAAAUUUGAUGAAUUCUUCAAAGAGCUACUUGAAAAUGCUGAAAAAUCCUUGAAUGACAUGUUUGUCCGGACCUACGGUCGCUUAUAUAUGCAGAAUUCCGAGCUCUUUAAGGAUCUCUUCGUGGAACUGAAGCGAUACUAUGUGGGAGGCAAUGUGAACCUGGAAGAAAUGCUCAAUGACUUCUGGGCCCGCCUUCUGGAGCGAAUGUUUCGCCUUGUGAACCCCCAACACCAUUUUACAGAUGAGUAUUUGGAAUGUGUGAGCAAGUACACAGAGCAGCUGAAGCCCUUUGGGGAUGUACCACGGAAACUCAAGUUACAGGUGACUCGGGCCUUUGUCGCUGCCCGGACAUUUGCCCAAGGUCUGGCCGUUGCAAGGGAUGUUAUCAACAAAGUGUCUGUGAACAGGGCCCUGCAUUCCUUAGCUGUGAUCCAUGCAACGCCAUGGCACCGGCAGCAACAAAGGCAGCCCCCCUUCGCCCUACAUUCCCAUGCUCUUGUGUAUGGCCUGGCCAGCCCCGAGCUUAUAAAGACUCCAAGCAGCCAGAAGAAUUGGGAGAAUUGUAGGGAUCAGGUGCUAUGUCCUACAUUGGAGCAAGGCCCCACGGUUUAUCAGUCGUGCAGUCCUCCAGCAAAUGCUGAACUCGACAGCGACUGGAAUCCCCUGCUAGACGCUAUGCUGAUGGUAGCAGAGAGACUCGAGGGACCCUUUAACAUUGAGUCAGUCAUGGAUCCCAUUGAUGUGAAGAUUUCGGAUGCAAUCAUGAACAUGCAGGAGAAUAGUGUGCAGGUGUCCCAGAAGGCUUUCCAGGGAUGUGGACUCCCCAAGGCCACCCUCCCAGCGGGCCGAGCCUCUCGUUCAGUUCCCGAAAGUGGCUUCAGUGCCCGCUUUCGGCCAUAUAACCCAGAAGAGCGACCGACCACAGCUGCUGGCACAAGCUUGGACAGACUGGUUACAGAUGUCAAGGAGAAGUUAAAGCAAGCCAAAAAGUUCUGGUCCUCCCUCCCGAGCACCAUGUGUAAUGAUGAGAAGAUGGCACCUGAACAAACGAGUGAAGAUGAGUGCUGGAAUGGAAAUGCCAAGAGCAGGUACCUCUUAGCAGUGACUGGAAACGGAUUAGCUAAUCAGGGAAAUAAUCCAGAGGUUGAAGUUGACAUCACUAAGCCAGACAUGGUGAUCCGUCGCCAAAUCAUGUCUCUCCAGAUAAUGACGAGCAAAAUGAAGAAUGCCUACAAUGGGAAUGACGUAGACUUCAUCGAUAUCAGUGAUGAAAGCAGUGGUGAAGGCAGUGGUAGCGGCUGUGAGUAUCAGCACUGCCCUUCGGAGUUUGAGUUCAAUGUGACUGACAACGUGGGCAAGACAGUGGUUCAUGGCAAAAAUGCGGUCGAAAACUCGGCUGCUGGCGCCAUUUGCUGGUCUUGUGCUGCCCCGGCCCUUUGCCUCUUGUUCUUGGCUAUGCAAAGACAAUGGAGAUAAUUCAACCACUUUGAACAACAGACUUUCACUACCCAUGCUAAAAGGCACGCCAAUUUUCACUUUUUAUGCCAUCCUAGUGACUUGGCUUUUUAAAUUAAUGGACAACCAUGUACAGUUUUUACUUUUCUGGCCAUUGGUUUAAUUAAAAUGGCAACCUGGUUUUUUCAUUCACUGUUUUGGGAGGGUGAAAGGACGACUUCGCCUCGGAGUCCGUCCUGCCCACUCAAGAAGCAUUGUUCAACGUGGCUGACAAAGUGUAUAUACCAAGCUGUAGCUAGCUGUGCGUUUGUUUGAAUCACUCUAUCGGUUUUUUGUUUUGUUUGUGGGGUCGUUUGCUUCUUUUUUCUUCCCUUUCUUUCCAUUUAAGAUCUCACUACGUUUCUUAAAAGAAAACCAGGGUCCCCUCUUGGCAUGAGACAAGCCUGCCUUUCUGAAAUCGGCAUUCGUAGUACAGGGGCAGGUUUUUUUUAGUAUAUUCAGAAUGAAACAAAACAGAAAAAAACCACCCGGCCAGCAGAAAGAUGUUUUACACAGCAACAUUUCCAUUUAGCCACAUUAUGGUAGUUGCUUUAUCUGGAGAGAAGUGGAAGGUAAUUUGUUUUCUAUUAUACAGUAGAGCCAAAUGUGAAGGCAUAAUUGGCUAGGGAGCCAUAUGCCCGAUUGUAUAAAGCAUUAAUGCCAGGAACAGGUUAUAUAGACUUCAUUUAUAGCUGGUUAUUGGAAGAGGCUGCUGAGUUCCAGUUUUGCAUAAGCUAAGAUCUGUGGGCCAUUCCUGAAAUCUCUUGUAAUCAAAGUGAAACUCACUGAAGUUUCCCAAUUCCAUCUCAAUUCAAUUCAACAAGCAUUUACUAAAAGCACCUACUGUGUGCCAGGUACUGUGCUAGAUGCCGGGGCUACAAGGGCAAAAGGGAGCCAGCUUCUGCCCUUGAGGUGUUUACAGUGGAAUGUGGGGUUUGGGCUUGGGGGAGGUAACUAUGCAGAAAAGGAAAUAACAAAAUCAUUUUCACAUGAGGGUGCUAGCCAGGGAGAAGAAGUAAGGGCAGUUCUCUUCACAGUUCUGGAUCGUUCUCCCUUCAGAAGCUUAAGGCAUUGAGUAUGUCCAGCGUGUUUAAACCUCAGGGGGUUUUUUUGCACCAACGUGGACAAGUGACAGCCCUACGUCUGGCCUUGUAGAAGGCUACCCUGCUGCCGCUGUAUUUUACAGGAGGGUGCGUGCCUGAAAUUGUCAGUGCUAGAGUAGGGAUGGGCUCAUUCUUUCCCCGUUCCCCUCUAGACCAGUAGCAUGCAUCUUCUUUAUGGCUAGCCAUGAGAAGGGCAACCUCUCUAAUCCAGUGCCGGACCAGGGAAUGUGGCAAGGCUAUCUAAAGAAUUGAGCCCAGGGCCUUGGCCUUGAAGCAGCAUGGAUUGGGGAAGCAGCCAGCGUUCAUUGGCAAAUGCUUGUAUGAAUUGCAUCGAGAGAUCUUUAUUCUCAGAGAGAUUAUAAGGUGGCUUCUUUGAGGGUUUCCCUCCCCUACGUUGCCCUGGCCCUCUGAUGAAUAAGCCAGUGGUACGGUACAGCAGCCGUGUUGCAGCCAACAAAUCUGAAACCAUUUUAGCAUGACCUUAGUGCCUAGUUCCGGAGAAUAGGUAGAGCCGAUAGACCACACCUCAGAGGUGAUCUGCAGUCUUUUGGGCCCCUUGGGAAAGACUCUGCUUUCUCUUGGCCCGCCAGUAGAAUAAUCAUAGCCUUGGCUCCAGAAGAAUCCCUUCUUUUUUAUCUCUGAACCAGAGUGAAGGCCAAGUGGCAACUCCUAAGAAUAUAAAAGUCACAGAUCAUCCCCAAAGGAGUUAGCUAGUCCGUAGCAAGACUCCAGAUGACCUGCAAGUCUCUUCCAGUUUUCAACCCCCAUUAGGAACCUAACCAAUGCUACAGAAUCUAGAAUCUAGAAAGAGGUUGGUUGGUCAUUGUGCAUACCUUUGGUCAUGUGAGAAUAAUUCUCUAUUUUUAUAUUGAAGCGUAAUUACUUGAUAGCUCAGGGUCAACAUUUCAUUCACCGUUUUACACUAAAUGUCUGCAAAAUGGGGAAAAUGGAAUAUUUGGGGCUGUUGUAAACAGAGGCUUAAUUUUAUUAGAUGUAGCCAGUUAUUUAUUAAAGCAUGAUGUUAAAUAAAAUAGGCAUAUUCCAA
Molecule: messenger RNA, 3951 nt
Organism: Gracilinanus agilis (Agile Gracile Mouse Opossum)
Lineage: Eukaryota; Metazoa; Chordata; Mammalia; Didelphimorphia; Didelphidae
Gene: GPC4
Product: glypican 4
Exons: 10
Coding region: 1-1785 (594 amino acids)
Biological process (GO): regulation of protein localization to membrane; regulation of signal transduction; cell migration
Cellular component (GO): extracellular region; cell surface; synapse
Source: RefSeq, a predicted model, not a curated record